Molecule: messenger RNA, 2211 nt
Organism: Phytophthora infestans T30-4
Lineage: Eukaryota; Oomycota; Peronosporomycetes; Peronosporales; Peronosporaceae
Product: patatin-like phospholipase, putative
Exons: 1
Coding region: 1-2211 (736 amino acids)
Biological process (GO): lipid metabolic process
Molecular function (GO): triacylglycerol lipase activity
Source: RefSeq, a predicted model, not a curated record
AUGGCCACCGUGACACCCCCAAUCUCCUCAACGUCAGUGGCAGCAGAACCACAAUUGAAGCUAGAGCUGACGCGCACUGAUAGCGAGCGACAUAUUCCACUGGUACUGCAACCCAAGACCACGUGGAAGGACUCGGAGCGCAUCGCUCAGUUCGUUGCGAACGUCACCAGCGCCGUAAUGGUCGUGGCCAUUGCUAGCUACUACCUCGUACCCAUGGCUGCACUAGCAAUGGUAGAGACCCCACGCUUUGCUGCUCAAAUCCACACACGUGCAGUGUGGACAACAGGGAAUGCCUCUAUCGUACUUACUGAUGGAUGGAAGGCCAUGCAGGCGCUCGACAUCAAAGCCUCCAGCUCGUUUGUAUCGAUCUUGCAGGCCAUAUACAACAGCCCACAGGUCACUGCAGCACUCACAUUGACAAUCGCGUGUUUGGUGCUUAUCCACAAGUACAAAGUCAUCGGCUGGUUCCUGUAUCUGCAGGCGAGAGUUUCGCUGCAGUGGGGUAUCGCACUGUACCAGUUGGCUCGCAUUUUCUUCUCCAUGUCGUGCUAUUUCACCGUUAAACUCAUCAAAAUUGUACUGGUAGUCGUAAAACGUGGGUAUGCAAGUAUCUUUGGUGUACGCAACCGACAGGCUGCAGCACUGCGACAGCUUAUGAGGACUGCACCGACUCGCGCAGUAUGGGCGGAGAUGGCUGAAUAUUUGGAUACAUUGGAAGGCAAAGACGACUGGAAGACAACGAUAUCUGACGAAGAUUUAGAGUACUGUGACUUUGUCCAGCUACGAACAAACUUGACUGCUCUACAACGCGUUUUGAACGAAGACAAGCCCAACAUCCGAGAGCUACGGUACAUGAUGGCAGCUUGUGUUAUGCGGAACGAGUUGGGUGUGGACUCGCCAAGUCUACAUCUUGAAUGCAAAUCCGGCACCAAGACUGUGAUUAACGAGUACAACGAUGCUGUCGUUCAAGCACUGGAAGUUCUAGGAAGCGCAAGUGCAGACGAGUUCCCGCGCGAGGAAAAAGUUCAAUUCUUCAAGCAUAUCAAGCAGUCGUUCGGUUCAACAGCGCUGUGUUUGAGUGGCGGUGGCUCCAUCGCCAUGUACCAUAAAGGUAUUAUCAAGGCACUACUCGAAGCUGAUUUGAUGCCGAACAUCGUCUCCGGGUCAUCUGGUGGCGCAAUCACCGCAGCAAUGAUUGCCUGCAAGACGAAUAAGGAGCUGCUGGACGACAUCAUCCAGGACGACGUCUCCACACGGUUUAUCCCUCUGGGUAUUCGCUGGUUUCCACCUCUGCUUGACCAGAUCACAUACUGUAUCAAGACUGGAUUUCUUGUUGAGUGCUCAAAUUUUGAACGUACUACACAGCACUACUAUGGUGAACCGCUUAACGCGGUGCAGAAGACAAUGUACUACACGUUCCAGGACGCCUACCUCAAGACAGGUCGUCACGUGUGCAUCACUGUCUCAGCUUCCGAUGUCAAUAGCGCCCACAAAGGCCCCAAAAAGUUGCUACUGGACCACAUCAACUCUCCUCACGUUUUGCUUUGGAGUGCCGUAGCUUGCUCGUGCUCACUUCCUGGAAUUAUGAAGAGCAAACAGCUUAUGGCUCGUGAUUUCGACGGCAACGUUGUUCCGUACAACUCGCUGGGCAAGGAAUGGUGCGACGGUAGUAUCCAGCAUGAUCUGCCCAUGGAAACUAUGGCGAGCUGCUUCAAUGUGACGAACUUUAUCGUGUCACAAGUGAACCCACACGUUGUGCCUUUCGUGGGCGACGAGAUCAACCAGCCUGGCUUCCGCAAGAGCAUUUUCCACACUCUUGAGAGCGUAAUCGCUGCCGACGUGCGUCACCGCCUCAAGAUGCUAGCAUUCCUAGGUCUUUUCCCUAAAAUUUAUGGCCAUCAGUUCAGCGCGUACUUCCGACAGAACUUCUCUGGCAACGUGACGCUCGUCCCCGAGUUUUCGUUCCAAGAGGCGAUCGGCAUUAAGGCCAUCCAGAACCCGAGCAAGCAGGACAUGCAUGACUACAUCGAAGGCGGACUGCGUACUGCGUGGCCGAAGCUGGCUUAUAUUCGCCACUUGUGCAGCAUUGAAAAGUGUCUGGAUCGCCAACUCAACCGUUUGUUGGGUCCUGCUGUUGCUCCGUACAAGAACUGGCUGCACCCAGAUUCCAGGGAGCUCACUGCGGACCAGAAAGAGAGUACUGUAGCUUAG